Molecule: messenger RNA, 378 nt
Organism: Cooperia oncophora
Lineage: Eukaryota; Metazoa; Nematoda; Chromadorea; Rhabditida; Trichostrongylidae
Source: the annotation of a GenBank genome assembly
AUGAUAUCCGGAAGCUCUGAUGUUGCCGGCCAUUUCGCAGGAUAUAUUCCUCUCUUCGGCGGAACUCUCAAAAAUGUGAUUGGUGGUACAGGACAUGCCUUUGGAGAUCUGAGCGAGAGACUCGGAAGCGGGAUUGGGAACAUGUUGAGCGGAGGCACACCAUCUCAGACGGGUGGUUGGCGUAGAAAGCGAUCUGCUCUUUCAGCGGCACAGGAGGCUAAGGAAUAUCUUGACAAGUUUGAUGUUCACCUAUCACCUGACGCUUCGGAGGUUGCGAAAGGGUUCCAACAGCUCGCUAACGAAAUUAAAGAAAAGACAAUUAAAGCCGUCCAGGAGAAGGAGGAAAAGAAAAGCCGAGAUACACCUUUAAAACGUUGA